AUGGAGUUAAGUGGUGUUCCAACACCGUGCAUGGAUUGGAAUAGCUCAAAUCUUCCGGAAGCUUGGAAGAAGUUCACAGAGCACUGUGAGCUUAUUUUUAAGGGUCCACUUAAAGGGAAGGACGAGGAUGUACACAUCACCUAUUUGCAACUUUGGAUGGGUGAAAAGGGUCGGGACCUGUACAAAACACUAGAACUGUCAGCGUCCGACAGAGAACAUUUGUCAGCAAUUUGUGAAGCGAUUACAAAACACCUACAGCCGACGAUCAACCCCGUUUUUGCACGAUAUCGUUUCAACAAUAUGACACAGGGAGAACUUUCUUUCGAAGAAUUCUUGACCAAAUUGAGAGUAAUGGUGAAGGAUUGCAAUUAUAAGGACAGUGAAGACAUGAUCAGGGAUAGGAUUGUGUUUGGAAUAGUAUCACAAAAAAUCCGAGAAAAACUCAUUAAUAUGGGAGAAAAUUUGACCUUGAGCAAGGCUAUUCAAAUAUGUCAAAGCUUUGAAUAUGCUCAAGCACAACUGCGCGAAAUGCAGGCACCAUCGCAAGGAGCAGCCAUUAAUGUGGUUCGUUCAAGAAGGGUUACUGGUCAUAACACCUCAGGCCAGCCUGGUCACAAUUCCUCAGGCCAGUGGGAGCAGAGAAGACAACAGCGCGUCACUUUGGGAGAAGACGUUACCCGGACUUGCCAAAAUUGUGGGCGGAAACACCAACAACAACACCAGUGUCCCGCAAAGGGAAAACAAUGUCAAAAAUGGAACCAUUUUGCAUCAGUGUGUAGAAGUGUAAAUGAAGUUAUUGACAAUAACAAUUCUUGUACUCAUGAUUUCAAGGAUUUAGUGAUUGACAAUGUGGAGUCCACUGUUAGGAAUGGGCAGGUAUUUGCAGAGUUCAAGGUAGGUCCUUCCAAUUUGUCCGUACAGUUCAAGAUUGAUACUGGUAGCCAAGUCAAUAUAUUGCCAUACAAAACCUUUAGAGACAUAGGCAUAAAGUCAGUUCUAGAAGCCUCACAUUCAAAGCUUUCAGCCUAUGACGGAAGCACGUUAAAUGUAAAGGGAUGCAUUACUUUGAGGUGUAAUCAUCCUGGAACUGGCCAAACAAAGGAUGUUUACUUUCAUGUAGUUGACACACAUUCAAGUCCUUUGCUAAGUCUCCAAUCAUCCCUUGACUUUGAACUCAUAAAUCUCACAUACACAGUUAUGUCAGAUUCCCAGGUCAACCCCCUCACUAAAGACAUGGUAUUAAAGGAAUACAAGGAAGUGUUUGAUGGCAUUGGUCUGCUAGCCGGUGAAUGUAAGAUUCACAUUGAUCCCACUGUCCAGCCUGUGGUGCAUCCCCCAAGAAAGGUCCCUAUAGCAUUACAAGAAAAGGUCAAGGAUGAGUUACUCCGCAUGGAGUCAUUAGGUGUCAUCGAAAAGGUCAAUGAACCCACUGACUGGGUUAGUUCAAUGGUCGUUGCCGAAAAAGCCAAUGGCAAAAUUCGUAUAUGUCUGGAUCCGCGUGACUUGAAUAAGGCCAUUCAACGUCCACAUUACCCUUUAAGAACUCUGGAUGAUAUAUUGCCUCAGCUUUCAGGCGCAAAGUACUUCACAAAGCUUGAUGCUAGGAGUGGUUAUUGGGCAUUGAAACUUGAGAGAGAGUCAUCGUUCCUUACAUGUUUUAACACCUUAUAUGGAAGGUACCGAUAUGUCCGAGUUCCCUUUGGUCUGAAGUCAAGCGGUGAUCUUUUUGUGCAAAAGAUUGAUGCUUGUCUCGAAGGUCUAAGUGGCGUAGCUGUCAUCGUGGAUGACAUACUAGUGUAUGGGUCAUCUAGAGAGGAACAUGACUCCAAUCUUAGAGCAGUCCUAAAGAGGUCUCAUGAUGAAGGAAUUCGUUUUAACGAAACCAAACUCGAGGUCGGGGUAUCAGAAGUAGACUACUUUGGUCACCGUCUCACAUCAGAUGGUUUGAAAAAAUCAACCUCAAAGACAGAGGCUAUACAGAAAAUGAAGCCACCCAAAAAUAAAUCAGAACUUGAAACCAUAUUAGGUAUGGUAAACUAUCUGUCUAGAUGUAACAGCCCCUCUGAGACAAUUACUGUCUAA
This is a messenger RNA of Mya arenaria, 2082 nucleotides long. RefSeq lists its product as uncharacterized. The coding region runs from base 1 to 2082 and encodes 693 amino acids. The record is from RefSeq and is a predicted model, not a curated record. NCBI's taxonomy places the organism in Eukaryota, Metazoa, Mollusca, Bivalvia, Myida, Myidae. The transcript has a single exon.